This is a messenger RNA of Cynoglossus semilaevis (tongue sole), 1612 nucleotides long. Its product is annotated as membrane-spanning 4-domains subfamily A member 4A. The record is from RefSeq and is a predicted model, not a curated record. The transcript is spliced from 8 exons. NCBI's taxonomy places the organism in Eukaryota, Metazoa, Chordata, Actinopteri, Pleuronectiformes, Cynoglossidae. Gene Ontology annotation, cellular component: membrane. Bases 245 to 1000 code for a protein of 251 amino acids.
UGAAGGCAGCAAGUAACCUGAAACGGGAAGAAGCAAAAAUAAAAGUGCGCGGAUGAAAAGACAGAGGGAGUUUCACCGUCUUUGACAUUUUAACGCCCUAGUCUCAGCUUUUAGUAGUUUAUUUAGAUGAUAAAAUUGUCAUAAAGCGUUAGUUAAAAUCACCAGGCUGAUAUUAUUCACCGCUGUGAAGCAGCCCUGACUCAGACACUUUCAUCAGAUUCCACUGAGCCGCUCACCUCCGGCCAUGUCCUCCUCCAUCACCACGGUAGGGGGAGUAGUUGUCAUCACGCAGGUCCUCCCUCGGGGUGAAUCCGCCAUGGCGAUGCAGGUUACUGCCGCUGGCACCACCUCGGACACCACUGCUGCCCAACCGGCCACUCCUCCUGCCUCGACACCACCUGCUCUCGAUUCCAGCCUCAAAGUAAAUGAUAUGACCACUACCUUCCUGCGGGGGCACCCUCACGGCCUUGGGGUCUUUCAGAUCUUCCUGGGCGUCAUGUGCAUCCUCUUCAGCCUGAUUGCCAUCUACUCACAGAUGCUGAUCGUCUUCGCUCCGUUCUGCAUCGCCGUUGUUUUUGUGGUGUCUGGUUCCCUGGCCCUGGUGGCUGGUUAUCGUACUUCACCAUCACACGUCUGGGCGUCUCUCCUGUCCCACAUGUUGAGCCUGGUGGUCAGUGUCGGGGGUGUGGCCUACAUCUGCUGGCUGUUGGCUAGUUGGAAGAUCUCCAUACAGAUCUGUGACCUCAGCAGCAUGGAGGCUCAGUCUGACUGCAUGCACAGAGUCUGGAAUCUGAAUACCAUCUUUAAUGGACUUCUGGCUGUCCUCCUGAUCUUACUGGUCGUACAGAUCUGUGUUUCCACAAGUCUCUGUGUUUUCUCUGGAAAGUCCAUCUGCUGUCGAUACAAGGUCACUGGUGGUCCGCUGAUGGGCGUGGCCUCGAGGACUGACAGCUACGAAGGCCUGAUCUAUGACCAGACAUCAGAGUAUCAUUCAGACUAACCAUAAGGGGGCGCAAGCAGCAGCUUUUCAUUAACAUACACUAAUCCUACAAAGGUACACAGGUUAUUAUUUGCAAACGGUACAGCACCUUAAAACACCAUCUCAUCCAGUGGACGCUCCUGGUCAGAGACAUCACACCAGAAUCACCUAGUCCAGGACAACAAGUCCAUUAGUGACGAGCUGACAGUUAAAAUGGACAGAAUGGAAUGUGAGACAACUUAACAUGAUGACUACGAUUAAUGUAAAAAAAAAACCACAUACUGUGAAAUACAGUAUAAAAAUAUGUGCCUAAUCCUACUCGUUCUAGGUUUUUCCUGGUCACAGGUUUUGGACUGCACUAACGUCUCUGACCUGAGGUUUUCUUCAAGUGUCCUUCAAGUGUAGAUGUGGCAGUUUGUUGUUGUCUCAGCUGAAGACAAACUGUCCUGAUGACUCUGCUCCAAGAUCAGACUUGAGUUGGUAUUUUAACAGCGCUGUGUCCAAAGAGACUUAUUCUACAAAAAUGUAACCUUAGCCAAAAUACUAAACAGUCUGUGACGCUUUUUUUCCCAUUUUCGUCUCUGUACGAACACAGAAAUCUGAAUUUAAUUUAAUAAACACAUUUUGAAAGAA